UAUGUAGCACAUUUUAAUUAUUUUUCUUGAUAUAUAGUGUUUUAGUUUUUCAAAUACAUUUUUAUAUUAGCCUGUUGGGCCCUACCUUGGAGUGUUUCCCUUCCCCCUCGCUGUGCCUUUCAGCCUGCUGUGGCCAAAAGUUGUUUACACUCUUGGCAGCUGCUCUCGGCCCCUGAUUUGGGGCCAGGACCUUCCAUGGCACCCAUUCCUCUUGCUGAGCCUUUCAGCUUAUUGAUGUUAAGAAGUUGUUUAUGCCCCUCUGUUGCGGCCAGGACUUGCCACGAUGCAGACUUCUCCUGUUUUCUUACUUUCCUGGUUGGGGAUUUUCACCUGCUUUAUUGUUUUUCCACGGCUUUUGCCUCUGGUAUAUAAGGAGAUCUCAGUAAAGCCCGGAGAGCAUUCUUUUAACACGAAUGACCCAAGUGUGUGUUUCUUCUUAACUCUUAAUAGGCCUAUGCCCGGUCCUCAGUGUCCUGAUGACACAGGCAUCAUCAAAUGGAGGUCCCACCAAGAUCGGGAAAGAGAGGACAACCUGACGAGAUGGUCCCAGGAAGCCCACCAGUGUAGGAGGGACACAUUGGGGAAAAUGGGCCAGGAAAGGUCCCAGUAAGCAGGAUACAGAAGGACCGUGGGAAUUGAAAGCACAUGCAAAAGAAAAUAAAGAUUUGGGAUAGUGGUGAAUAAACCUUGUAAAAAGGGACAAGGUAAUAAUGGUAAAAUGUUUUUGUGUACGUGUUCUUUUAGAGUUAUGCUAAAAUCUAGAGAAGCAAAGUCAAUUCUCAUAGAUGCUUUUAGUCUUUGGACCCUGAUUAGAGACAGUUUACACCCUAGACAAGAGAGAAAAUGGUUUGAGAAAAACAGUCCUCCCAGACUCUCCACAGAUGCUUUGGCAAAAGAAGGAAAAUGAGAUUAAGCUUUUUAAGAGCUCUCCUAGGGACAUCCUGCCUCCUUGCUGACUCCUAUUAGAGAAGUGCUUAUUUCUGGUUCUGGGUCCGUUAAGAAGAAUAUCUGGGUCCUUUUGGUGGGACACCAUCUAGCUCCUUCCCUCUAUGUGUAUUGUCUGUCCUUGUUGCACCAAGCUGUCCACGGAUGUCAAUUUAUGUCUGGGUUUUGCUUCUCGUUGCUUGAAUGUUUUGUGUUUCAUGCUUAAAAGAAAAAAUGGUGAAAACUUUAAAUGCUGGUUGAUUCCCCCCUUGAUUUAGUUUUAAGUCCUUUCAAGAAAAGAACAAAUAAAUAAAAACAGUUUCAAUUGACCUUUGGAGCCCUGCAUCCUAGAUAACUGGUUAUCUCUGGUGUUAACUGUCAUGUGUGUCUCUGACUGGAUCCGGCCUCAAUGGAGGAAGGUAGCUAGGAGCCUAGGUCUGUCCACUGGGGAAGCUCCCCAGGGGGCUGGCUAAAUGUCUACACUAGCUGGUCUUAAAAGUGCCAGUAGCUUCAAAGCUACUAUGGUAAGGGAGCUGGUGUCUGUUUCUCUUAGAGAAAUCUGUGACUGUGAUUAUUGGAUUCAACAGGUAACAAGGUGCUUCAUUUAAAAUGAUAGCUACAAAAAGUAAAAAUGGUAAUUGAUCUAAAUACUAAAGAUAUGUAUAAUCACUUCAUUUUUUUCUGUUUGGUUUUAAAUGUAUAAUACGCUCUACAUGUCUUGGCUAUAGGUUACUGGCUUUUUUUUUUUUUUGGUUCUUUUUUUCUGAGCUGGGGACCAAACCCAGGGCCUUGCGCUUCCUAGGCAAGAGCUCUACCACUGAAUUAAAUCCCCAACCCCAGGUCACUGGCUUUUAAGUUAUUGGGUAUGGUUAAAAUUUUUAACAUUGGUAACAGAAAGUUGGCUUAAAACUGGAGUCAUUGUAGACAACACGUGGCAUGAGCCAAGCCAGGGAAACAGGUCUAGAUUGGGAUAAUAUUUUAAUAUAACUCAUGGAAACCGGACUUUAAAAGAAUUUAGGGAAAUGUCUCUUUGCUGAGGUAUUAGAGCCUGCACCAUCGUUCCUUCAUAUGCAAGGCUUGGCUGCCAUACUUUAUAGCAUGAGGAAUGGACUUGGUGUUUUGGAGAGACUGGAUUUUGGAGGAUAGAUAGUUUGGUGGAGGGUGAGUUUUGCUUUCCAAAGUUAUGGCUGUGCUCUGGGGUUAGGAGGGAAACUUAAAGAUUGUGGUUAAUGAUUGCCAGUGUUACACUGACUACAGUUUACAGUCUGAUCCCAGACAGACUCGGGAUUCUAACUCACACAUAUUUGUGCUUAAGAAAAAAUCAAACAGGUGGAGACUGUGACAAGGGUUGAUGGGUCUAUGGAACUUAUAAGAGCAUUACAGCCUGGUUGCUUACUGCAACUGCUAUUUCAAGAAAUACAUAUAGAAUGAUUAUAGGUUUAAGAGAUUGUUUUUAUGCUGUUUCUUGCACUCUUGGGUUGUUGUGAAAUAUUUCAUUUCUUGUGUUUCCUUGGGUUUUGUUUGACUUGACCAUACAUGUGUAUGGCUUUUCGAAAGAAAAAUGUAUUCAUUUUUAUUUAUUUUGGUGAAUUGUUCUUUGGCUGACUUUUGUCUGUGGUUCAUCUGAAUGCAGUUCCCUCGGUGGCCAGAGGAGGGCACCAGAUACCGAGUUAUAAAUGAUGGUUAAGCACCCUGUAGGUCCUCUUGAGUGAAGCCAGCAGGUUGCCCAGGUCCAACUCCAGUUCUAGCUCCCUGUGCACCAUGAUGUGCUAAAGCUUCUCUACUUCCUCCUGCUCUUCCUUGGCCAGCAGCACCUCUGCAUUUUGCCCCUCCAUGGCUCUGGCUUGGGUCUCAGUUCCCUCACUUUUGGGGAUUUUAACUUUAAGAAUGGACAGAAAGAUUACAAUUUGAUAUUUGCCCUAUACCUGAGAAGCAUUUUGCCAGGAAAAGGGAGUUUCCAUUGCACAAAAUGGGAUGGUAAGACAGAGAUUUCAGGAAAAAACAUGGGUGAAUAUAUUGAAACCAUGCCCCCUCUCAAGGUACACUCCAUGAAACAACAUACUCCAGCUUGCAUACAUUUAAAGGUGUAGGAAAAAAAUAUUGGCCUCUGGAGAACAGUAAAAAUUGUGGGAAUUGGACUAUUUGUCACAUGCAUGGACCCUGGGUUUAUACAUUUCAGGAAGAAGAAUAUCCAUCAUCCACGGUCUUUAGAUCUAUGGCUGUUAACAAAGAUGUUCUAUCCAUUUCAAGGCCUGAUACAACUCUCCCUCUCCUCAGCAACUGAGUUGUAAUGAAGCAGUGAGAACUCUGAAGCUCUGGAAGGAGAGUGAGCGAAUGGGUGUUCCUGGCUCAAAAGUGAGUCUCUGGAAAACCACUGCAGAACCUGGUCAGUCUGGUAGAGGUAGUUAGCAAGUAAGCUAUGGCAUUUCCCAGUGACAUCACCGGUAGUGUCUUCCCUGGAAAUUCUCUUGUAUCCAGGAGACACUAGAAUGUUCUGUGAUGUCACCAGUGUUGUGGUGACACCAACUGCCUGAGCGAUUUCCCUUCUUUUCCUAAUGUGUUCCCGAGGAGGCAUGUUCUCCAGGAUCCUCAGUCUCUUUCGGAGGGACAAUCAUAUCCAUGCAGGCACCAGACCAAGGCAGAGGGAGGCCAGCCCUCCAUCACGUUGGAGAAGAAGACGAAUGGAAAGGUCCUUGAGGAGGUCAAAGUCUGAUCAGAAGGCAUCAUCCCAACCCUCCAUGACACCUGUUGAGGAGGAGAGAAUGAAGCGUCUGGAGAACAUCAAAAUUGCUCUCCAGAAGAUGCAGAAGGAGAGAGAUGAACUCAGGAGAAUCCUGGCAGAUUACCCGGGAAAGAAUUUAAAUGACAGGAACAACUUUGAGUCCGAGAUGCUCAUGAAGCAGCACGAGGAAGUGAUGACCGACAUGAAGAAAAUGAGCGAGCAGGUCAAUAGAGCUUUGGUCAAAUGUACACACCUCACACUGGAAAAUGACUGGUACUGCCGCAGCUUCUGCCCCCUCCUAACUGAGUUGUUUGAGCUGAAGAACAAUGCCCAGAGAGCACGGCAUGAGAACAGGGAGCUUCUAUGGGAACAGAUUGCACUGGAAGAGUCCAUUAAGGAAACAACAAGGAUCUGUGGGGAAGCCAGUAUGAAAAUCCGUGUAAAAAGCAACCUCAGGUCUGAACACUGCAGCAGAAGCUUUCCCAGGGCACAGAGCAGGAUUACAGCUCUCAGAGACAGAACUGUCCACCAGGAGCACUGAGGGUGCAAAGAUUGACACCACCUCCCACAUCUCAGUCCUUGUAACCAUACCAAUCUUGGGCUAAAUUUGAAAGACCUUGAGAUGUGGCCUGGAACACGCCUCACGUUUAACCUUUUGACGACUUGUCCAUCAACAACCAACCACUCCGAGUGAGGCAGGUCUACAUUCAUCUUGAGGAGAUUUUUACCAUCUUACCUGCCGUUCUGCUGUGUUUGCAAGGCCAGCAACAGGCUGGAGUUAUAUGUUGAAGAAUCAGCAGGAAUUGAAUGCUGACUAAUUUACUUGUUAUAUUUGUUUUUAGUUUGAAGUUUUGUUUUAUGCAUUUGGUUUUAUUUGUUUACGUUUGAAGUUUUGUUAUUUAUUUGUUAACUUUAGUUUUUUAAUUAAUAUGCUAUAUUCUUAAGGCUAUAUACAUUGAACUCAUUGACUCCCCACUUUAAAAUGUUCUCGAAUAAAUUAAUUUUUGCCAAUAAAUAAAAAUGUGACCUUUAACCCUUCACUCACAA
Molecule: messenger RNA, 4693 nt
Organism: Rattus norvegicus (Norway rat)
Lineage: Eukaryota; Metazoa; Chordata; Mammalia; Rodentia; Muridae
Source: RefSeq, a predicted model, not a curated record